Molecule: messenger RNA, 1809 nt
Organism: Nezara viridula (southern green stink bug)
Lineage: Eukaryota; Metazoa; Arthropoda; Insecta; Hemiptera; Pentatomidae
Source: the annotation of a GenBank genome assembly
CUUGUCAUCCACUGUAAGGAUGAUCUUCUACUUUCUUGUUCUCCUCAUAGGCCUAAAUGCUGCAGAGGGAUUGGAAGUCUUAGGUCAAAAUUAUUGGAAGCACAAAGCUAUAGAAGACCUUAAAGCCAGCUUAAAUGUACGUCAUAAUACCAGAACAGCUAAAAAUGUUGUGAUAUUUAUCGGCGAUGGGAUGGGCCCGAACACAAUAACUGCGUCAAGGAUCUAUAUGGGAGGCGAGAGCAGUUAUGUCACAUGGGAAAGAUUUCCUCACAUGGGAGCAAUAAAGACGUAUGCUGCUGACAAGCAAGUUCCUGAUUCGGCUAAUACGGCCACCGCCUUGUUUACUGGAGUAAAAACAAAUAUGGGAAUGUUAUCCGUAGACCCAUCGGUUAAGUUCGGUGAUUGUCAUAAAAGUUUACUUAAACAGAAUCAUCUAAUAAGUGUGGCAAAAUUAGCCCAAGAUGCAGGAAAAUCCACUGGUAUCGUAACGACAACACGUAUAACCGAUGCCACUCCAGCCGCAAUGUAUUCUCAUUCUGCCAACAGGCUUUGGGAAUGUGACUCAAAAUUACCACCAGAAGCUCAAAUGUGCAAAGAUAUCGCCAGGCAACUUAUAGAAAAUUCUCCUGGAAAACACUUCAAUGUGAUAAUGGGUGGUGGGCGACAGCAGCUGAAAGCUAAUUGCUCCUCUUUACCGGGAGAUCCUGUUGUAGCUGACUCUUGUACAAGAAAUGAUGGCCGAGAUCUGAUUAAAGAAUGGGCUGAAGAGAAACAAUCGGAUGGUCUUGAUUAUGCAGUCCCAAAUAACACCAAGACUCUGUUGGAAGUUGACAUUGACAACACGGAUUAUUUAUUAGGUAUAUUUUCCAACAGUCAUAUGCCUUAUGAUUAUGUAAGGGAUAAGUCAGAAAAUGGAGUACCAUCUUUAGAACAAAUGACAACGACUGCUUUAAAAAUUCUUAUGAAAAACAAAGAAGAAGGAUUUCUGUUAAUGGUUGAAGGAGGACGAAUAGAUCACGCGCAUCACGAGGGUAAGGCCCGGGUAGCACUUAAUGAAGUUGUAGAAUUGAAUAAAGCGAUCAACAGUACUAUAAGUUUGCUCGAGUCUUCAGGUAUAAAAGAUGAUACUCUCAUCAUCGUAACGAGUGAUCAUUCCCAUACACUUACAAUAAGUGGAUAUCCAGAAAGAGGAAAUAAUAUUUUAGGUUUGGCUGGAACAUCACCAAUUGAUGGGCUAGGAUACACCACUCUUGGAUAUGCCAACGGUGGUAAAGGUAAUUACCACUACGAAGUCGUCGAUGGGAAAGUCUCCCGCGAGGAUCCCUCAAAAGUUGAUACAACUUCCUACGAAUACGGAGCUCAGGCUGCUGUAUUGCUUGAUAUGGAGUCACAUGGCGGAAAUGAUGUUUUUGUCUACGCAACAGGACCCUACGCACAUCUCUUCCAUUGCUCUCAUGAACAAAACUACGUCGCUGAAGUUAUCAAGUAUGCUUCCAAGAUUGGCGAGUAUUCUGAAGACCGAAAUGGAGCAAGACCAUCCAGAGGCCUUUAAUGUUCACAAACUCUUAAAAUAACAUUUAUUAAUUUAAAUUUUGUAACAAUUCAUUAUAUUGAAUAUUUUUGUUUAAAUAUAUUUGUAAUGUUGAAUUUUGUUUUUUUAAAUGGUACAAUUAAAAGUGAUACACGGUAAAAUUAAUGUAAAUUUCAUACUUUUUUUUUAAUUAUGAAGUAAUUUAUAUUGUAUAUAUGAAUUUAUUAUAAAAUAUUUGUUAUUGUAUUUUUUGUUUGUAUUAUUGUAAAUAAUGAGUG